AUGGCUUAUUCGGUCGCAGUCCUUUUCCUGGCUUGUGUGACGACUCUCCUUCGCGGCCUCGAGGCCUCCCCGUGCCCUCCGCUUCCUGUGCCAAGCAACGCCACCGAGUUCUCCUGCUCCUCCCCGUCUCUUCAGGAGUUCCCGACAGGCUUCCCCGAGGGGACUCUGCUCAUCUCCGUCGAGUUCACCAACAUCUCCCAGAUUGGCGCAGAUGCGCUCGUGGGCCUCCACAAACUGCAGGAGCUUCACCUCUCCAACAACAAGCUGAGAUCUCUUCCCGGCGGUCUCUUCCGUGACCUCCCGGACUUGGCCGCUCUGGAUCUCACCCGCAACCUCCUCGAGGACCUGCCUCCAGGGAUCUUCCAGAACUCCAGAGCCCUGAGGCAACUGUCUCUCCACGAGAACCAGUUGGCCACCCUGCGGCCAUCUUGGUUUCACCCCUUGCGUCAGCUCGACAUGCUCGAUCUCUCCCACAACCAGUUCAAGGACGUGCCCCCCUUCUGCUUCGGCCGGCUGGCGAACCUGACGAACCUGGAUCUCUCCUUCAACUUCCUCUGCACUUUGGCUCCCCAAAUUCUUGAAGGACUACCCCGUCUAGAGAAGCUGGUCCUGGAAGGUAACCAUCUCCGGUCCAUCGUGGACGGGGCCUUCCAGGGUGUUCCAAGCCUGAAGUUUCUCUUCCUCCAAAACAACACUUUGGCCAGUCUCCCGGCGGGGCUCUUCGAGCCGCUGAACCACCUAACCCUGUUGGACGUCUCCCACAACAAGCUUGCCUCGUUCGCGGCGAAGUUUUCGAGGCAGGCGACGGAGCUCGGUCUCGAUCUGUCGGGCAACCCCUGGGCGUGCGACUGCCGCAUGAACGCUCUGGUGACCUGGCUGAAGCGAUAUUCCGUCUCACUCUGGGCUGAGAAAGAAACCAUCUGUGCCAGCCCAAAGUACCUGGAAGGUCAGGUGGUAACGUCUCUCGCCCCUGGCAAAUUUGGCUCCUGCUGA
Messenger RNA from Euleptes europaea (tarantolino), 993 nucleotides. RefSeq names its product leucine rich alpha-2-glycoprotein 1 (gene LRG1). The coding region runs from base 1 to 993 and encodes 330 amino acids. The transcript has a single exon. The record is from RefSeq and is a predicted model, not a curated record. Gene Ontology annotation, molecular function: protein binding. Lineage: Eukaryota; Metazoa; Chordata; Lepidosauria; Squamata; Sphaerodactylidae.